UACGAACGCUCCAAUGUCGAAGCGCAAGCGACCGGCCGAGGAUGUGAGCCGCCACGAGCACGAAGCCAUGAUGGCCGACUACACGACGUGGUCCUCGUCGGGCGCCGUGCUGGUGACCGAAGAAGAGGCGGCGCUGCGGUCGCAGCACCAGUUCCUACGCGACGACGAGGCCGACGCUGUUGCCGGCGCCACUGACUGGCGCGUGCGCAUGGCCGUUCGCUACUACCAGAAGCUCUUCAAGGAGUACGCGCUCGGCGACUUUAGCCGAUAUACCGAGGGCAAGGUUGGCCUGCGCUGGCGAACAGAGGCCGAGGUUGUCCGCGGCAAAGGCCAGUUUAUCUGCGGCAACAAGCGCUGCGACGCGACCGACGAGCUCAAGAGCUACGAAGUGCUCUUCGCGUACGUCGAGCAAGGCGCCAAGAAGGAGUGUCUCGUCAAGCUUCGGGUAUGCCCGCCCUGCGCGGCCCAGCUCUUCUACAAGAAGACGGCCAAGAAAGCGGCCAAAAAGGCAAAAAAACACAAGGCGGCGCAGGACUAACAUGGUUUACUAUGGUCUUCACA
Saprolegnia diclina VS20 is the source of this 561-nucleotide messenger RNA. RefSeq lists its product as hypothetical. Gene Ontology annotation, biological process: dephosphorylation. NCBI's taxonomy places the organism in Eukaryota, Oomycota, Saprolegniomycetes, Saprolegniales, Saprolegniaceae. The transcript has a single exon. Bases 14 to 538 code for a protein of 174 amino acids. The record is from RefSeq and is a predicted model, not a curated record. Gene Ontology annotation, molecular function: phosphatase activity.